Cuculus canorus (common cuckoo) is the source of this 2168-nucleotide messenger RNA. RefSeq names its product NGG1 interacting factor 3 like 1 (gene NIF3L1). The coding region runs from base 160 to 1296 and encodes 378 amino acids. The record is from RefSeq and is a predicted model, not a curated record. Lineage: Eukaryota; Metazoa; Chordata; Aves; Cuculiformes; Cuculidae. The transcript is spliced from 7 exons. Gene Ontology annotation, cellular component: cytoplasm; mitochondrion.
CCCCGCGGGAACGGGAGCGGGCCGGGAAGGGGCUUUGUCACUCGAGGGGUUUCACGGUGGGAGCCUUGGUGUUUGCAGCCUGAAUGCUUGCAGCUCUGCUAUUCCAGUGAAUUACCUGAGCUUAUCCCUGGCUUUUUGACCCACCCUGCAGAUCGCUGCAUGGUGCUGCCAGGCACACAGUUGGUUCUCCGGCCUCUCCGCUGUAUCCCUGCUUUGGGACGCCUGCCCUUGCGCACCCUCAUGGAUCUCCGGGAACUUGUCUCUGCACUGAACAACUUUGCAUCCCUCUCCCUGGCUGCGAGCUGGGACAAUGUGGGGUUGCUGGUGGAACCAAGUCCUCCCCACACUGUGAACACCCUCCUCCUCACUAAUGAUCUCACUGAGGAGGUGAUGGAAGAGGCAGUGCAGAAGAAGGCAGACUUCAUUCUUUCUUACCACCCUCCUAUAUUCACACCACUCAAGCGAGUAACGUGGAAGACCUGGAAGGAGCGUCUGGUGGUCCGAGCCCUGGAGCACAGGAUUGGGAUUUACUCUCCGCAUACAGCGUACGAUGCCAUACCUCAUGGAGUCAAUAACUGGCUAGCAAAGGGACUUGGUGCCUGUACUUCUGUCCCACUGCAGCCAUCAACUGCACCAGGCUAUCCAGCUGAGGGCACUCACCGAGUAGAAUUCUGCACAGGUGACACUGAGCAUCUGGACAUGGUGCUGUCCAAAAUCAAAGACAUCCAAGAGAUCUCCUGUCUCACUACUUUCCCUGCCAGGGCUGAAGAUGAGGAGCAAACACGAGUCAGUUUGAACUGCUCUCAGAAAGCACUGAUGGAGGUGGUGGCGUUAUUGUCCCAGAACAGCCUUCUUUAUCACAAGACUGAGAUUCUGUUACUACAAAAGCCUCUUCUUCCCCAUACUGGAAUGGGACGCCUGUGCACACUGAGUGAGCCAGUCUCCUUGUCAGACGUAAUUGAGCGUAUCAAAAGCCAUCUAAAACUACGCCACAUCCGCUUAGCCAUGGGAAUGGGCAAGACACUCGAAUCACCAGUGAAGAAAGCCGCUCUGUGUGCUGGUUCUGGGAGCAGCGUCCUGAAGGGAACGGAAGCUGACCUCUAUCUCACAGGUGAGAUGUCCCACCACGAUGUUCUGGAUGCAGUUGCCAAUGGGAUAAGUGUUAUUCUGUGUGAGCACAGUAACACUGAGCGAGGCUUCUUGUCAGAGCUGCGUGACAUGCUAGCUAUCCAUCUACAGAACAAAAUCAACAUAAUUGUGUCCGAGAAAGAUAGAGAUCCCCUCCAGGUGGCAUAGGAAAAAAAUAGGAGUGAAAGAAUCCAGUCCAGAUCUCCAUGGCAUCUUGCAGACCUAUCCACCAGCAAGCUUAAUGAAGAUGCUCUGAACUGUUUCAGUACAGAAUGAUUGUAUUUUAUGUUCCCUUGAAGUCUGGGAUAUAUAUUGUCACCUGUCAGGUAAAUAAAUGCUUGGUUUGGGCUACGGAAGGCUGGUUUACUUAAUUACUGGGCUGCACCUGAUUAAAUUUACUGCAUACUCUUACUGGAUAUGUUUGAUAACCAGGAUACUUAAGGGUCGGUUUGGGUAAAAUAUAAAAACCCGACUUAUUUCCAGUUUUAACCUUACAGGGCAAUUGUGUCAUUAUGUUGAAUCAUGUCAGUACAAGUCACUGAUAUUUCAUCUAAUAAAUCUCCUGAUAACAGUUAAUGAAAGGGUAUCAGUCGCCUCUUUGCUUUAAUAGUUUUGUUAAGACACCACACGUAUGCAAAUAUGGAACAUAUCAAGUAUUUAGUACCAGUAUUCAAUGGCACAAUCUACCUUAAAAAAGCUUUGGAAGGUUAAAACUUAAUUCCUUAACAAAGCUGUAAAUAAAUGUAAUGUGCCUUUAUUACUUCCUUUUACAAUUUCUGUAAUUAUGAGUUUUAAUUACAGGAUUAAGUAGUGUUUUCACUACUGAUAACGCUUGGGUUUCAUUUGUUAAGUUAUUUUUUUUGUUGUUUUUUUAAAAGAAAAAGAGUUUUCCUAGUUGUGUACCUUGGCAUCUCUGGAUUGUGUGCACACCACAACAAUAUUUAAACAACAAUAUUUCCGUUGCAAGUUUGUACAGAUCCCUGCACCACCCCUUCAAGUCUAAGUUAAUAAAACUGGCUCAUCAAGCACUGUCUUUACCG